AUGGAAUUGGACCUAAAGUGACUUCAACAUCCACAUUGACAACCCCAGCUGUAGUCUAGCCUGUGAAUUCCUGGACAUCCUACAAUGCUUCAGCUUCUGCCAACACUGCCACUUCCCCACCCAUAACCAUGACCACAUCCUGGACCUUAUCAGUUCAACCGGCCUAACCGGACUCACAAUUUACCUCCAGCUCUAUACAGACCACCUCCAUCAGUACAAAGCCACCCUCAGCUCCGCCAGCUCAGCAUACUACUCCAACAUCAUUCGCUCUGGCUCCAGCAACCCCAGGACUCUGUUCUCCACCAUCAACUCACUUCUGGCGCCACAUGACAACAGUACCGCAACCUUCACACCCGACAAAUGCCAGACCUUCCUCCAGUUCUUCCAGUCCAAAAUAGACAACAUCUGCAGCCUCCAGUCCGCAACUUCCACCCCCACUCCCCACCCCAAGUCCCCCUCGUGCUCCCCCCACACCUCUGCUCAGCCCCUAUCCCAGUUUUCCCCCAUCUCUCAUGCUCAACUCUCCCAGUUAAUAACCACCAUGAAGACUUCCACCUGCACCCUGGACCCCAUGCCCUCCGCACUCGUUAAGACCUGCCUUCCAGUCCUCUCUCCACUAAUCCUCUCCAUAGUCUAA
This is a messenger RNA of Xyrichtys novacula (pearly razorfish), 637 nucleotides long. NCBI's taxonomy places the organism in Eukaryota, Metazoa, Chordata, Actinopteri, Labriformes, Labridae. The record is from the annotation of a GenBank genome assembly.